CCAAUCUUCGUGCCCCUUACUGAGCUGCCACGUUCUCUGUCGCGUACCGUCUUGUCCUCUGCGCUCACUAUGCCGGUCGCUAUUCCAAGCCAUAGGUAUUACGAGGCGUUAGAACUCGAGCCCGAUGAUGUCGGGGAAGAGGAAAUCAGAGCUGCGUACAAGAAACUCGCUUUGAAAUGGCAUCCGGACCGCCAUACAGUCGACAAGGAGGAGGCGCAACAAAAGUUCAUCGAGGUCAACGAGGCCUAUACCGUCUUGCUGGAGUACUAUCAGCAUAGGAGACGAGGUAGCCCUCACCCUGAGAAGCGUCACCGUCGGGAGCAUUCCCGUUCAGCGCCGGACGCAAGCGCUUCUCCCCGUGAACACAGAAGCGAGGAUGCCCAGUCCUCGCACUCACGAACCCACAACGAAUCUGACGCUCAUUCAACACGGUCAAGCUCACACACUGCCUUCACAACACCUCCGUCUUCGCCGAAGAGCUCGACACGGAACAAGUUACACAAGGAUAGGCCGCAUCGAGACGAAGCAAGUGACGCUGACCGACACUCUACUUCAUCGCGGUCGGAUCUACGUGACGACUCGCGAAGCGGAAGGCAUUCUCAUAGCAAGGAGAGGAGUGAUGCGCACUCCUCACCCUCUACUCCAGAGGACGCAAAUCAUGCCCAUACCGAGCGCCGUCCAAGAGAUGAAGGGCGCAGGCAGCACUCAUCACGAUCGAAAGACAAUCUUCGCGCGCAAUCUCCGGGUAGUCACAACAAGGACGCCCACUCUCCUCACUCUCCAACUCAUCCCCAGCACACCGCAGAAGCCUACUUCACCUGGCCUCGCAAGCGUCAAACCCGCCAACGUUCAGAUGACAGCACCACGUCACAAAGAAGGCCAGGCUUCUUCCCCAAACGGUCCAAGCUCGACACGGACCCGCCCUUGGACGAUACAAUAUCCAGCACAGGCACGUCCGCGGACGUGAUCGACUACGACUUCAUCAACCUCGGCACGCCGAUCCCGCCGCUGCGCUCGCCGCACCACCCCGCCGCGCACCCGCGGCGGGCCAAGGACUGGACGUUCCCGCUGCACCUCACGCUCGACGACCUCUACCACGCACGCGCGCACCACUACCGCAUCACGCGCACGCUGCGCAGCGGCGCGACCGAGUCCGUCAAGAUCCCGAUCCCCGUCGACCCCGCCUGGCGCACGGGCACGCGCGUGAUCGUCCCGGGGAUGGGCAACGAGUGCGCGGACGGGUCCUUCCAGGACAUCGUCUUCGUCGUCGAGCAGGAGCACCACCCGCGCUUCGCGCGCCAGGGCGACGACCUCGUCGCCGCGGUGCAGGUCCCCUGGGAGGAGCACCCGCCCGGCGCGGGCGACGCGGACCACGCGUACGUGCUCGGGAUGGACGGCGAGGAGUUCGCGCUGCGCAUCCCGCGAACGCUGGCGGAGGGCGCGGACGGCACGCGGAUCGUCGGCGCGGGGAUGCCCGUCAUCAAGGGCGGGCGGAUGGUCGGGAAGGGCGACCUGCUCGUCCGGUGGGAGUUCGUCUUCAAUGAGGGAGAGCACGCGCAGCCGUCGCGGUGGCAGAAUCUGCGGAAGGCGAUGGGGUGGCGGGCGUGACGCGAGCUUGCGGGAAGUGUACAGUAUGACGGCCCGCGGGAUGGACCGCCCAUUUUAUGACUCUUAUGACUUCACGGUAGCUAGGUAUCAUUCAUCGUCGUCUUGCAUACGAACUUGGGACUUCAUUCGCACACAUCGGCAUUCGCGCUCUUAUGUUGGCAUAUUGUAUCAAGUAGUCUUUUCCAAUGAUAUCUGCAGCUGCAGUCAG
Fomitopsis serialis is the source of this 1816-nucleotide messenger RNA. RefSeq names its product DnaJ domain-containing protein. The transcript has 5 exons. Gene Ontology annotation, cellular component: cytosol. NCBI's taxonomy places the organism in Eukaryota, Fungi, Basidiomycota, Agaricomycetes, Polyporales, Fomitopsidaceae. Gene Ontology annotation, molecular function: protein-folding chaperone binding. Gene Ontology annotation, biological process: translational initiation. The record is from RefSeq and is a predicted model, not a curated record. The coding region runs from base 70 to 1608 and encodes 512 amino acids.